AUGGACCGCCAACAGCGCCACAGCUCUGUGGCCUCGACAAAGAGAGGCGCCCAGAGUGACUCCAAAUUUGUUUCGUUUUGCACGUUCGUUGCACUACACCAGGUUACAGAGGUAGUAACGACAGUAGCAACAAUCUAUGCUUUAUUCGGGAACGAUCUGAAGCUAUGGGCUACUUCAGUAACUGCCGACUUACCCUUCGAUAUAGUUGCUAUCCUCUGCCUAGUAAUCUUUACACUGGAAAUAUUUGUUAGCUGCGUUGGCAAGGAGAACUACACAUGGCAUACUUUUUUCUGGUUUGAUCUGAUCUCUACCGGAACUUUGAUUCUAGAUUUGUCAUGGAUUUACUAUGAAAUGUAUCUAGUUGUCGAAGAAAAUGCCGAAAUGGCGUCGAGCGAUGUAAUGCAGGUGUCUCGAGCGGGAAAGGCAGGCUCGCAGGUAGCAAGGGUACUGAGGGUAAUGAGGUUAGUCCGGCUGAUCCGAGUUGCAAAGCUCUACAAAACGUUGGCAUUGCGCUUUCAGCCUAAGGAGGAAGUUACAUACCAACAAGACCUGUUUCUGGAGCCUGGAGAGCGGGCGCCUGACGACGUCGGGCUAGAAGAAGAGGCAGAGGUCGUGGAUGAUGGAGAUGAAUAUGACAGCAAGAUCGGCCGGGAACUCACAGACAGAACUACCAGGAAGGUGAUAUACAUUAUCCUCGUUAUGACUAUAGUGCUACCCUUUCUGUCUGAGGAUCAAUACCUUUCGAAGACGAGCUCCGAACAGUCCGGAUUGGACAGCGUCGCAGAGUCUGCCACAGCGGCUAAGCGAUACAAUACAGCUCCUUGGUGGCGGAUGUACUCCAUGAAUACCGUUUACUACAUCAACUACCACCGAAAGCACGGCAUUGGUUACGUGGAAGGAGAAAUAAAUCCCCAGAAUUUGGUCUACAUGGAACUUCCGCUCCCCUUAACUCACGUCACUGAGUCAGCUGGGCGUGUUUUCGUAGAUAUGGCAUGCCUUGGCUUCAAGAGUUGCGAUCAUCCCCUGGAACUACCGCCACAAAGCGCAGAAGAGCUACUCCUUGCAAGCGCAGUCAACGGAACAAUGCUGACCGAUGAACUGGAAUCAAUAGAUUCAUUGAGACCCAGUGAACGGGAAAUAUUUUCUUCUGCAUUUUGUGAAGGACCCUCCGAGGAAGUGGCCGGACCUCUGGAAACCCAGAAGGCCUCUUCAUGUGUGUCUCAGAACAUUUCAAUUUUCAAGGCGGUGUAUGACAAGCGCGAACUUUCGCAUUUGGAGUGCGCCCUGAGUAUGCUGAAAACCGUGUUCGUGUGCCUAAUUAUGGUUAUUGGCACAGUGGCAAUUAACCAUGACAUCAAUACUCUGAUUCUGAGGCCCAUCGAAAGAAUGAUUACAAAGAUGAACAAAAUUAGAAAUAAUCCUCUUGCGGCCACCAACAUGAACGCAGAAGGGGAGGACCGCCAAAGCGAAGAAAGCGCUGACGGAGCAAAAGGAGAUCCCCUACAAGCAAUAAAAACCUGGAUGGGUGGUAAAAGCUCGAAGACGCAGAAGGAGAACUAUGAAACUGCCAUAUUGGAAAAAACCAUAAUAAAGAUUGGGGGUCUGCUAGCCCUUGGUUUUGGAGAGGCCGGUGCUGAAAUCAUUGCUAAGAACAUGCAUACUGCAGAUGGAAACAUCAACGCAAUGAUAGAAGGACGCAAGAUGGAAGCUAUUUUUGGCUUCUGUGAUAUCCGAAACUUCACAGAUGCAACGGAGAUCCUGAAAGAAAAAGUUAUGGUGUUUGUGAAUCAGAUUGCGGAAAUCGUCCACGGCACAGUGGACCAGUUCUCCGGGAGCGCGAACAAAAACAUAGGAGAUGCAUUUCUUCUCGUAUGGAAGUUUCCAGAGAGAGAGAUCGCCGAUGGAAUAAAGGAACAAAUUAUUGACACAGUCACAAGCAACAAGCUAGCAGAUAUGGCAGUGAUGUCUUUUGUCAAAGUCGUAGCUGGGAUAAACAAGUCACACACUUUGGCUGAAUACAGGGAAAUACCUGAGAUCAUUGAGCGCAUGGGAACUGGCUGGAAGGUGAAGAUGGGCUUCGGUCUGCAUGUUGGAUGGGCCAUCGAGGGAGCCAUUGGAUCGGAAUACAAAAUUGACGCUUCAUAUUUGUCUCCAAAUGUGAACAUGGCUUCCAGACUCGAAGCAGCAACCAAGCAGUAUGGAGUGACGAUCCUCAUAUCAUCCGACCUGUACGAUAUUAUGUCUCCACAGACGCAGACAUACUGCCGCCAAAUUGACCGAGCGACAGUAAAGGGCUCUAAGGUGCCUCUAGGCCUUUAUACGGUUGAUUUGGACCCCGGCAGACUGCAGGUCCCAUCAAGGGCUCCUGUCACCGUUGCCUCUAAACACACGGCCUCCCUUCAAAGACAGCAGCGCCUUCGCGAUAAAAACAGGCUUUGGUCCAGUCGUACGUCGAUUUCUGCAAUGUUUGAGACUGAUCCUGACAUUGUAUCUAUGCGUGAACACUUGACCAAAGAAUUUCUUGGGACGUUUCGAUCAGGAUUCAGGCAUUAUGAAGCCGGCGAGUGGUAUACCGCUCGAGAAAUAUUUGUGCGCACGCAGUACAUGCUCGGCGUAGAGGACGGCCCUUCUACGGUUCUGCUUCACUUCAUGAGCACAAAAAACUACGUUGCCCCGGAAGACUGGGGUGGGUUUCGUGAGCUCAUAGAGAAGUAG
Messenger RNA from Eimeria mitis, 2715 nucleotides. RefSeq names its product adenylyl cyclase, putative. The transcript has a single exon. Gene Ontology annotation, molecular function: monoatomic ion channel activity. NCBI's taxonomy places the organism in Eukaryota, Apicomplexa, Conoidasida, Eucoccidiorida, Eimeriidae. The coding region runs from base 1 to 2715 and encodes 904 amino acids. Gene Ontology annotation, cellular component: membrane. The record is from RefSeq and is a predicted model, not a curated record. Gene Ontology annotation, biological process: transmembrane transport; monoatomic ion transport; cyclic nucleotide biosynthetic process.